CAGUGAGGGAAAUUUGGCAAGUGCCCUGAUCUCCUGCUUGUCCUGUUCUGUGCUGCUGAGGGUUCCUCAGGAUGAAGGCCGCUGGGCUCGUUAUGUUGCUGCUGAGUCUUCAUCACAUGUGCUCCUCCUCUGCUCAGGAGUGUGCGUCCACUCACAACCUGCUGACCUCGCUGCAACAGGUGGAGAAGAUGCUGGCAGUCCAUGAGGCGUCGUACCAGCAGGGCCUCCGCUCCCUCAGGAAAAAGAUUAGCGCCCUGCACAACAGCACCAUCGCCAUCUUUAAGACGACCAGGAACGUAUCCUGCCCCAAACCAGAGGCCCCCUCUCACGGCCGCAGACUGGGCAGGGUGUUUGGCGUUGGACACGAGGUUCACUUCAUGUGCAAACCCGGCUAUGAGCUGAUCGGCCCGAGGACCCGGUUGUGUCUGGAGUCUCUGAAGUGGAGCGGCCAACAGCCAAUGUGCAGACGUUUCAACAGCACCUCUAACUCCCUGGCCUCCUUCUCUCCUGCUGCUCCCUCCUCCUCCUCCUCCUCCUCUUCCUCCUCAUCCUCGUCAUACCUCCCUGUCUCUGCCGCUCUGUCAGGGUCCUCCUCCACCUCUUCUUCCUUCUCAGCAAUUCCAGCCUCUACUCUCUCCUCCUCAUCACCCACAUCUUCCUCUCCCUCCUCUUCUGUCCGACCGUCUCACUGUACCCACUUCCUGGGCUCCACCCGCUGCACCUGUGAUGUGGGUUUCACCAUAUCAGGCCGUGACAACAACAUCUGCACAGACAUCGACGAGUGUCGUCUGUUUCCUCUCGGUCAGCCCGGCCGGCUCUGCGUCCAUCAGUGUGUGAACACUCCUGGCAGCUUCCACUGCUUCUGUCCAACAGGAUAUGACCUCGCCGCUGAUGGCCGUAGCUGCAGAGACAUCGACGAGUGUGAAAACCGCAUGCACAACUGCACAGUGAACCAGUUGUGUGUGAACACAUACGGGGGGUUCCAAUGCGUGACGGUGGAGUGUCCUCACAUGAAAAAUGCCACGUACAUCAAGACGUCACCAAUGCGCUGUGAGAGGAACCCGUGCAUGCUGGGAGACAAGGCUUGCACUCAGGCGCCAAACUCAAUCUCUUUCCAUUUCCUCUCUGUGGGGUCCAACAUGUCCGCCCCUCGGGUCCUCUUCCGGGUUUCGGCGGCUCGCGUGUUGGGCGACACUCUGCGUUUCGGCCUGGCGGGCGGCCGUGGACGGGGCCACUUCAGCGUGCAGCGCUCAGGCCGACAGACUGGCACCCUCCUCCUGGUGACGCCAAUAAAGGGUCCUGCCACUUUGGAGGCUGAGGUGGAGAUGAGCGAGCUGGAGCGCAACGCUCUGCUGGGCCGCUACCUCACAAAGGUCACGCUGUUUGUUUCUCCGUACGAGUUCUAAGUGGAGCAUGGAUGGGUGGGGGUGCAAACCACUGAGUGUUUUCGGCCUCUUUGUAGGUGAUUUACUGUAUCUGUUUACUCUUUAGACCACAGUUAUCUAGUGCCUGGAAGUUCAUCUAAACCCAACAGAUUGUUUUCUUUUCUUUCUUUUUGAUUGAUAUUUUUGGCCUUUAUUGAAAUGGAGAGCGAGAGCAGUGAAAGGGCCGAUGAUGGUCCCAGUGAGUCUGACAGGACGAGAGCCAGUCACCACAGUGCAACAGCAGUUUACACUGAAGGUGCAUCAGUGUCUCUGUUUGAUCAGUUGAUGCGAUUACAACUGAUGAAGUCCAGGCAGCAAACUCACACACACAGAUUUGUUUGGUUGGAAAACAGAAACAGGGAUAUUGUUGGCAGAGCUAAAAUGAUCAGUUGUUUUAUCUUAAAUAUUACAUUAUCAAUAUAGAAUUUAUAUUUUAAUCUUUAGCCAAAAUUUGGAGGAUUUCACUGGUGCGUAAAUGUGAGUAUUUCCAGAUUUCUGUGACUUGACCUCAAUAAAACCAGUUUGUAAAUUGUUCCACUGGUCGAGGCUGGGAUCGACAGAAGAGUUUGAAAAGUCCUUACAUGUUCAUGUAAUCUUGGCACUAUGGUACAGAAACAUGUUAAAGAAUAUAUUUCCUUGAUUACAACUUCAGUAUUUUAUGCUCUUGUAAUCUUAUAAUCUUGUGGGGUUAAGUUCUUUUGUUAUGCAGACUCAUGUAUCUUUUAGAAUUGGUUUUCAUUGAACAAUGUCAUUGCUUUUAAUAUGUGAUUUGUAUUUUCAUUGAUGUUUGCUAUUGAUGGCCUGUGUGUUUCUGUGUCUGUUCUGUGCUUCAGUCUGUUCACUGUGUUCACUGUGUGUGUUUUUGUUGAAUCUGUCACUGCUUGUAUUUAUUUUUGAAAUGUUUUAUUUCUUGACCAGGACUCCCUGGCAGAAGAGAUGUUUUAUCUCAAUGGGACCAAGAGGAGAAAUAAAAUAAAUACAUUUGAUAAUUAUUCGAUUCUAAGUCGUAGUAAGGAAACACGCUAAACUCUUUUCUGUCUAAGUCACUGAGCCCUUUUUCAGCUCAGCCUGAAAUCUCCAUAAAUCAUAUUCUCUGUAGAAGUCACGGUGUUACAGCUUUUCUUUGGUCAAUAGACACAAAUCCAAGCUCACUAUGGACAGUUUUAAAGAGACUCCUAAAAAGGAUUAAUUCUGGAUGGAGAAACACUUUCAAAGAGAAAUCAACAAUCAGAUUCUGGCUCCAAAUGUAAGUUGCUGAAUUAACAGCUGUUUGCUGCAGUGUCUCCUUAUUCUCACAUAGAGGAAAACUUGAUUGACAGGCGAGCUCUGCAGUUAUAAUGAGUCACAUUGAGACAGAUGUGCAUCAUGUCUGUGUGUGAUCUGACUGAAGUAGAAAUUGCAGCAGGGAGGGUUUUUUAAGGGGAUCCAUAAAUGUACAUUUCAGUCUUCACACAUCUUUAUAAAAAAUCUUUUAUCAUAUGAUGUCUACGACUUUUACUAUCUGUAUCUUUAUUAUGUUUUUACUCUGAUUGAGAAUUUCAUAUUGUUUGUUGUAAAGCACUUUGUUACUGGUAUUGAAAUGUGCUAUACAAAUAAAGUUAUUAUUAUUAUCAUUAUUAUUCUUUCAGAUGAUAAAUGCUCACCUAUGAGAUCUGAAUGUGAAAAUGCAUUAGCGUCACAAAUUAUGAAUAUUUCUUUUUUCCCCCACAGUGCUGAGAAUCUGUGCUUUGCCUUGUUCUCCUUAUUUGGCUAAAAUGACCCUGUUCAACAUACAAUAAACAUGUU
Molecule: messenger RNA, 3209 nt
Organism: Hippoglossus stenolepis (Pacific halibut)
Lineage: Eukaryota; Metazoa; Chordata; Actinopteri; Pleuronectiformes; Pleuronectidae
Product: fibulin-7
Exons: 7
Coding region: 72-1406 (444 amino acids)
Molecular function (GO): calcium ion binding
Source: RefSeq, a predicted model, not a curated record